Messenger RNA from Paramuricea clavata, 444 nucleotides. The record is from the annotation of a GenBank genome assembly. NCBI's taxonomy places the organism in Eukaryota, Metazoa, Cnidaria, Anthozoa, Malacalcyonacea, Plexauridae.
AUGCCCGAGGGACCAUGGGAAGUAUUACAUACUGACUUCUAUGGACCAUUACCAAUAGGAGAAUAUUUGCUCGUAGUAAUCGACAGAUAUUCCAGAUUUCCAGUAGUUGAAAUUGUAAGAUCAACAAAAGCCUCUACCAUGAUUCCAAAGUUGGAUAAAAUAUUUGCAACGCAUGGCCUUCCAACAGUAAUUAAAUCGGACAAUGGUCCACCGUAUAAUAGCCAAGAGUAUAGAAGAUAUUUAGAAGCCCUUGGCAUUAGACCUGAAUUUUCCACACCAUACUGGCCGCAAGGAAAUGCGGAAGCCGAGCGGUUUAUGCAACCUCUGGGAAAGGCACUGAAAACUGCACAAAUUCAAGGAUGCCCUUGGCAGCAAGAGCUUAAUCGGUUCUCGUUACAGUACCGAACUGCCCCACAUUCAACAACUGGUGUCUCACCUUCAUAG